This is a messenger RNA of Mytilinidion resinicola, 2379 nucleotides long. RefSeq lists its product as uncharacterized. Bases 1 to 2379 code for a protein of 792 amino acids. NCBI's taxonomy places the organism in Eukaryota, Fungi, Ascomycota, Dothideomycetes, Mytilinidiales, Mytilinidiaceae. The record is from RefSeq and is a predicted model, not a curated record. The transcript is spliced from 3 exons.
AUGCCCGGUGGAGAUAGAAGCUGGCAUAGUCGCUCUACUCUAUCGCAUGGGUGCUCUACAUGCACGUUCGAGGACGGCAGCGGCGACUUGAUUUUCUGUUGUCAAUGCGGGUCUGGGAUUCAGCUUUUAUACGUCAAUCCGUCCUGUUACAAUUGCGGCCACCACUUCCUGUGGGACGGUCCGAUUAUUCCAAACCACCGCAACUCGAAAGCUACAUUGCGAACAGAAGAGACAGAAGCCCCCUCGUUGACCUUCAAUGAACUUCUUUUUCGCCGAGCAGCAGACCCAGCGCAGCGAUGGAGUAAGCCCAUAUCUACCGACAAUGAUGCAGCUUCUUGUGGCUCAUCACCGCGCCAUGACCCUUUGGAACUUUCAGCAGCUGAACGUCGGGCACUCCCAGCACCUGAAACCCCGCAUGAUACUCUUGAGCAGCUUCUGGGGCCGUUACCAUCAAGUCCCGAGUUGGCUGCUCGGGUCUACAUUCAUGCGCGAGAGAGAUGCCAGGAAACAUCCCCUCAAGGCUUGCGACUCUUUGAGGAACACGUAUUCAAAAGGCUCCAUGAAACAGACUGGCCUGAUCACCCGUUAGUUUGGGAUAUUGAAUCUUCAGAUCAAUCUUCGGACGAAACCCCGACUGCUCGAAAAACCAGUUCAAUUCCGCGCGUUCACCGGGACCCGACCCUUUCCGAAAGCUCACACGGAUCGCAUCACAUCGCGAAGGCCGCAGCAGCAGACUCGGAAGGAGUUAAUGAAAAGACCAGACUUUUGCCCAGAGCUGCAUCCCGGGAUAGCUCGGUGGAGGUAUAUAGCAGCUCGGAAACAUCACCGUCUACCUGUAGCAGUCCUACAGCUACCCCAAACAGCAACACUGAAUACGAUGACUCCACCGAAACCGAGACAAGUCCGAGUACGGUGACACUAUCUUAUCCUAGGCCCUCAAUCAUCUCAUACCUGGCCCGAAACAUAGUCAAUCGUGUCAUGAAUGGUAUCCACUUCUUCUUCGACGUCAAGUCCGGCAUCAUUCAGUGUACUACUGGCUCAAACCACAAUACCCCAACCGCUAAAAGCCAAAACGCUUCCGGCCAUAGUAAUCCUAACAAUCGCCAGGCCGAGGAUGGAAACAAGCGACGAGAAGGUGGACGUGAUAGCCAUGACCCACCGCAGGACCAGAGCGAAGACGACCAUGACGAUGAUAGUAGUAAUAAGCGACAGAAGCUGAACAACGGCAGACGCGCGCAGAAAUCUACCAAGAGGUUUGCAUGCCCAUACUUUCAACGCGAUCCAGAGAAGCACAAAGACCGUCGCUCCUGUGCUGGUCCGGGAUGGUUCGACAUCCAUCACGUGAAAGACCAUCUUUACCACUAUCACGAAGUGCGACCUUGUCCAAGAUGUCGAUUGGAUUUGAAGACAGACAAGGCAUUGAAGUUGCACCUGCAAGCACCCCAGAUCUGCGAGAACCAAGCGCCGCGCCCAUGCGACGGCAUAGAUGAAGUCAAAAAGGCAAAACUCCAAAACCGAAAAGGAUGGAGCAGAAAGACCCCUAUUAGAAAGUGGGAGGCUAUCUACCAGAUUCUCUUCCCUAAUGACAACAUUCUCGAUAUGCCUAGUCCAUUUUAUGAAAAUGGUGACAGCUCAUCGUCUACAGGAGAUCCUGUCGCUCGUUUCGAGCGAUAUUGCCGGCGCGAGCUUCCGCGCAGUGUACGGACAAGGCUAGAAAAGGUUGUCGAGGAACAUCUUCUCAGGGACGGAGACCUUAUCACUAAUCAGAUCGAAUCCAUCAUCAGAGAAAGUUGGGAUGGAGUAGUAUCCAGUUUUCAAGAAGUAUCUGGAAUAAGAGGUAUUUCAAUAGUACCCAACUCAACCCCUGCUAAAGGUUACGAAAUGGACGUGGCCGACGAGGAUGCCUCCACCAUGCCAGCAAGCAACGGUACCAUACAAGCCUCCCUAGAUGGCAGCGCAUUCCCAGUGAUUACUCUAGAGGCCUUUGACGCUACUCGUUUCAGACCUUGCACACCACCGCUAAGCUUUAACAAUAAAGUCGCCCAGGGAGGCUCUGACGAAGUCAGUUACUCCGCAAAUCCAGCCUUCAAUAUCGACGAGUUCUUUGAAAAUCUGAACGAUCCAUCAAGUACUAGCUGUGAACUCACCACCUUGCCAUUUUCAACCUCAUGGGACGACGACUACAUGGGCUCCGGUGCGUCAACUUCCACGCCCCACCUCAUUGAGCAAAAUAUGGAACAGAACAUUUCCUCGCCUGGCACCACAAUUGUUAAAGUCAUUCCCGAGAUCAGGCUACCAACAAUACUUGAGAGAGAAGAAGCAUAUAUGGAUAUCACAAAUAUGCUGCAUCUCCCGAAUGUUUGGUACUCUUCAGAAUGA